CCAACUAGGUCACCUUCUCCUUCGCCGGAGAAGGCAACACCAAAAUUUUUUUAAAAUGGUCGCCUUCUCCUACGGCGGAUCGGAGAAGGCGACCAAGCGCCAUUUUUUUUAAGAUCAUACGCAUUUAUGAUCUGCGUAUUUUGAAAAAAAAUAAAAUGUCAUUGAAGUUUGGGAAAUGCACUUCUGACGCCACAUGCAUUUCCCAAACGCAUUAGUGUGUCACCAAGAUGGAUAUAUUUUGUACAGAAUAUAUAAACGAUAGAAACCUAGUUGUUUUUUAAGAGAAAAGAGUUAUAGACCCUUAAACUUUAUAUCAAAAGUCAAUUAGACACAUAAAUUUUUAAAAAGUGCAAUUAAACCCUCAAGCAUGUUAAAUUGAGGCAAUAAAACUCAAAAAUCGGUAAAUGACCUGUAAUGUAUCAGUCCGGCGAUCGACGCCAUCUCCAGCAAAAGACGACCAGUAAAGGUCUCCUUCGCCGAAGAAGGCGACUUUUUGGUCGAUGGUGAUUUUUUCCGGCAAUUUUUGAUCAAUAACUUAAAUUUAACUAAAAAUAACAUAUUUGAGGGUUUAAUUACACUUUUUCAAAAUUUAGGUGCGUAAUUGAUUUUUGGUGUAAAAUUUAAGGGUCUAUUUAACCAUUUACAUUUUGACAAAAAUAUUUGAAGCGCAGUGAAGGAUGUCCAAAGAGCCCAUCAAAUCCUGAGGUCCAGCCCAAUAUCAAAAGUUAUCCGGACACGGAGGUUCAAGGAUGGGCAUUUUCGUAUUUCGGAGAAGUAGCCGUUGGUGCUUUGACUACAAAAUCAGGACCCAAUCAUCACUCUCGUUUCUCUGUUUUCAAGUGAAUCUAUCAAAUCAUCUCUCGUUUCUCUGUUUUCUGCCCUAGCUUGCUCCGGUCCUUACCUGAUCCACCGUCGGCGGCUCUCGAUCUCCAACGCUUUCAAUCUCGAUUUCUUGUUUAAUAUACUUUUUUUUUCAAUUUAAUUGUGUUUUUUUUUUUCUCUUAACGCUCUAAUCUAUUCUAUUGCAGGCCCUUUGCUAGUUUAAUUCUUCCGCGAUUCUUUCUCCCAAUUCUAUAUUCUCUCGCUAUAAUCCAUAAUUGAAAUUGUAGUAGUAUUAGUAGUGUUUUUUUGGUGUUACUAACGUGAUGGAUGCAGGAUUAAGGAACUCUGCUUCUUCAAACAAGACUCAAUCCCGUUUCCCUCUUCAGGAGGAGUAUCUUCAGAGAAAAACUUCCCGUGAAAAUUUGGACAGGUUUAUUCCAAAUAGAUCAGCAAUGGAUUUCGACUAUGCACAUUAUAUGGUGACGAAAUGUAAGGAAAAUCCAGACACCAGCUCACCAUCCAGAGAGGCAUAUAGAAAGCAGCUCGCGGAGGCCUUGAACAUGAACAGGACACGGAUCCUUGCAUUUAAGAACAAACCACCCACCCCUGUGGAGGGCAUCCCAAAUGAGUUUUCUUCUGCUGCUUACCAGGCCAAACCAACGAAACCCAAGCGCCACAUUCCUCAGACCUCUGAGAGGACUUUGGAUGCUCCAGAUGUUGUGGAUGAUUAUUACUUAAAUCUAUUAGAUUGGGGCAGCAGCAAUGUUCUUUCUAUAGCUUUGGGUAGUACUGUUUACCUGUGGGAUGCAUCUGAUGGCAGCACUUCCGAACUGGUCACAAUUGAUGAUGAAAAUGGUCCUGUUACAAGUGUUAAAUGGGCUCCAGAUGGGAAACAUAUUGCUAUUGGCUUGAACAACUCUGACGUGCAGCUUUGGGAUACCACAGCUAACCGAUUGUUGAGAACUUUGAAAGGCGGCCACCAAUCACGAGUCGGUGCCCUUGACUGGAACAACCAUAUACUGACUACAGGUGGAAUGGAUGGUCUUAUUAAUAACAAUGAUGUCCGAGUGAGAGCACCUAUCGUAGAAACAUAUAGAGGACAUCAUCAAGAAGUCUGUGGCCUGAAAUGGUCUGCCUCUGGCCAGCAGUUGGCUAGUGGAGGAAAUGAUAAUCUCCUCCACAUAUGGGACAGAUCAACUGCUUCUUCCAACUCCUCGACACAGUGGCUUCACAGGCUUGAGGAUCACACAGCUGCUGUUAAGGCCCUUGCUUGGUGUCCAUUUCAGGGUAACUUGCUGGCCUCUGGUGGAGGUGGAGGCGAUAGGUGCAUAAAGUUCUGGAAUACCCAUACUGGUGCUUGUGUGAACUCAGUUGAUACAGGGUCACAGGUCUGUGCACUGCUUUGGAGCAAGAAUGAGCGUGAAUUGCUAAGCUCUCAUGGGUUUACUCAGAAUCAGCUUACUCUCUGGAAAUACCCAUCAAUGGUUAAGAUGGCAGAGCUUACUGGACAUACAUCCCGAGUUCUUUUCAUGGCUCAGAGUCCAGAUGGUUGCACAGUGGCUUCUGCAGCAGGAGAUGAAACGCUGAGAUUCUGGAAUGUUUUUGGAACCCCUGAAGUGGCAAAACAGGCUCCAAAGUCAAAUCCUGAGCCAUUCUCUCACAUCAACCGAAUUCGCUGAAUAUUACAACCCUCGGCCUGUUUUGGCAUUUGAUAUCUUCUCAAGAUCCAGAUACAGAUGAUGAUAUGGCUUUACAGUCAGCUGUAGGACAUAUUGCUAUGGUGUAUAUGCUAGCAUGCUUAUUUAUCCUUUUCUUGUCAAUACUGAAAAGAAGCACUUGUCAGGAGCUGAUUCACAUCCAUUGUUUCUUAGCAAACACAACUGAAAAUGGAAAAGUACUAUUUGGAAUCUUGUUGAGAGGUCUUCAAAUGCAUUUUUUGAGGCGAAUCGUUUCAGAACAGCCGGUACUCAUCAGAUAAAGGCAGUUGUGGUGUGGUGAUCAAGCUACUUCAUUUAUGAAAUCAGGGUACCAGUGCAGAGUGAGCGAGAUGGGAACGUUUGCAGAUAGGUGUGAUGAGGAAGAACCAUAUCCUGCCAGCUCCUCCAACAUUUCCUCACAAUAGAAACUGAAGGGUAGCUCCAAUCUAGUUUCUGUGCAUAUUAAUUGUGAACAAUACCUCAUUUGUUUGUACAUACAUGUCUUGUUGUUUUGAUGCCUAAUUAGCUCAAAAACAUCCUGCCCCAAUGUUUAGGUUUGGUAUGUAAAUUCCAUUUUGCAAAUCCCAUUUCAGAUAAAGGUCAAUGUCAUUCAUUCUGCUGAA
Molecule: messenger RNA, 3142 nt
Organism: Ipomoea triloba (trilobed morning glory)
Lineage: Eukaryota; Viridiplantae; Streptophyta; Magnoliopsida; Solanales; Convolvulaceae
Product: cell division cycle 20.1, cofactor of APC complex-like
Exons: 6
Coding region: 1146-2501 (451 amino acids)
Biological process (GO): anaphase-promoting complex-dependent catabolic process; positive regulation of anaphase-promoting complex-dependent catabolic process; positive regulation of ubiquitin protein ligase activity
Cellular component (GO): anaphase-promoting complex
Molecular function (GO): anaphase-promoting complex binding; ubiquitin ligase activator activity; protein binding
Source: RefSeq, a predicted model, not a curated record